AUGUCUUCAUCAACCUCACCAACAAGCGAAGCAUUCAAUCAAUAUAUAAUUGACGACGAUGAGGAUGUAGUAUUGCUCGAAGAUGAUGAUGAUGAUGAUGAUAUUUCAAAUGAUCAGAGUGCAGCUGGCGAUGCCAAACGCGCAAGUCAGAAAUUGACCAUCACUGAUAUCAACACAAUGCGUGAGCUGCUCAACAAGGAGAAGCCGCCCCAGAAACAGGAGUAUUCGUACAAGGAUGACAAGAGUCUGCCGUGGUUCGAGGAGCGUCUGGUCGUCGUCUCUCUGCUGCAGGCGCGCAAUGCACUCAAGAAGCUGAUGGACGCCAAGAUGAACGAGGAGCGUCUUCUCUCGGGCAACCUGUGCGUCUCUGAGAUCCAGUCGCUGCUCAACAAGCAGAAGGAGGACAUUGAGACUGACUGGAUUGCCGAGAUCCAGGAACUUAAGCGAAACAUGGUGGCUGAGAUUCGUCGCAACCAUCUCUUGGAGCGAGACCUAAGCAAGCUUGACAAGCGUAUUGCCCUCUUGAUCAAGCAUCGAUCUAGUAUUAAGGACCUUUUGGGACUGGACGAGAAGAAGAAGAAGAAGAAGAAGGAUGAAGGACAUGCAGCAAUCAAUUUGGAUACCAAACAGAUAGAGUCUUAUCAGAACUUGUUCUAUCUAUUGCAGACUGAACCACAUUACUUGGCCAAGUUGGUGACAAAGGUGCAGGCUGAUCAGAUGGACACCUUCCUUGACACAGUUCUGCUCACACUGUUUGGCGACGCCUUCUCACCCCGUGAGGAGUUCCUCAUCCUCAGUCUCUUCCGUCUGGCCAUCAGCCAGGAGAUGUCCUGCAUCAAGUCCGCGGUUGACCUGAUUUCCAGUGACUCUGUCGUGCCCAAGAUGAUCAUCACUUACACGCGCAGGAAGCAGGGUCACGAGUUCCUCAAGCAGAUCAUCGCGCCCAUUCUCGAGAAUCACGUGAUCAACGCACCCGACCUCAACCUGGAGCUCAACGCCGUGCAGAUCUACCAGAACAUGAUCAGCGAGCAGGAGAUCCAGACGGGCGCCAAGAGCACAAUGAACCGUGGUCUGGCCGAGGACCAGAUCCUGCAGAUCAAGGAGGUGCAGGACAUCCUGGCGCCGCGCGUCGAAAAGUGCUCGCAGAUAUGCGACCUCUUCUUCAAUGGCAUCAUCGAGUCACUUAACCGUCUGCCCUACGGCAUCCGAUGGAUCUGCAAGCAGAUCUACUCCAUCGCAAAACAGAACUUUAGCUCAUCUGGCGAUGACAUUGGCAAGGUCAUUGGAUACCUUGUCUACUACCGUUUCAUGAACUUGGCCAUUGUCACACCCGACUCUUUCGAGAUCAUCAAGAAGGAAUUGUCAAUGAACUCCAGGAAGAAUCUUGUUACAAUUGCCAAGGUAUUGCAGAACUUAUUCUCAUUGAAGACAUUCCAGAAUCAAGGAGGUGAGCGAUGGAUGCAGCCACUGAACACUUGGAUCAUGUCAAAGAUGAACUUUGUUAGACAGUACUUUGAUGAUUUGAUUCAGGUGACAGACCCUUCGGAAUACCUGCGCGUCGAUAAGUACAACGAGCUGACGCUCAAGCUGAAUCCAGUGAUCAUCGUCUCUUUGUCCGAGAUAUCACAGACACACAAGCUGUUGCUGCUCAACCUCAAGUCGCUGAAGCUCAAGGAGAAGGAGGACCCGCUCGAGCUGAUACUCAAGGCACUGCCCGAACCCCCCGCCGUCAACGAGGACAACGACAGGGAGAUCCAGCUCACACUGACCAACCGCUUCAAGGAGCACAUGGAGCGUGAAAUCUCCACCUCGGCCACGCUGCUCGAGGAGACCAAGGAGCUGCUGUUGUACAUAUUCAGGAUGAUCCCGCCACAGGACCAGAGGUCCCAUCAGGACGACAUUGUCGCCAUCCUCAAGACGGCCGUGCAGCACGGUCAGUCGAGCGGAAACGCGCAGCUGACUGCCAACGCCGAGAAGGUGCUGGACAACCUAAAGAAGAUGGAGGCCGAUGGAACUGUCAACUCUAGCAACGAGUCGUUCAUUAGAAUGAUAUCAAUGGAGGUCAUCAACAGACAAGAGAUACGCGAGCAUCAGAGAAAGGAGAGAAUGCGUCUGACAAUCGCUCUACGUGAUCUAAGGAAGCACCAAAGCUAUCUCAACGAGCAGAUCCAACAUUACACAUCCUAUCUCAAGGAUGUAUUGCUACACUAUUCAUCCAAAGACAAGAAGAAGACAAAGCCAGUCAAGCUAUCAUAUAAGGAGUUGGUAAAGAAGGGCAUCAUUGUUGAGUCGGACAUUCCAAAGAUAUCACAUGGUUCAACGAACUUCUAUAUCUCCACAGACACGCCAGGCAUAUUUGACAUUGAAGCCAAGAUUGGUUUGGCCACAGCUGGUUCAAUCCAACUGGAGCUGGACGAUCUGCUCGAGAAGGCAUCAGUCGGCAUCCCUGUAUUGAAGCUGGACAGCAUGGUGUUGGAUGUCAACAUGACAUUGCAUCUUCUUAACAGGCACUUCUUGAAGAACAUCAAGUAA
Molecule: messenger RNA, 2532 nt
Organism: Acytostelium subglobosum LB1
Lineage: Eukaryota; Evosea; Eumycetozoa; Acytosteliales; Acytosteliaceae
Exons: 4
Coding region: 1-2532 (843 amino acids)
Biological process (GO): regulation of actin cytoskeleton organization; regulation of GTPase activity
Cellular component (GO): cytoplasm
Molecular function (GO): calmodulin binding; GTPase activator activity; actin filament binding
Source: RefSeq, a predicted model, not a curated record